AUGGGCGAGCACCCCAGCCCGGGCCCCGCCGUGGCCGCCUGCGCCGAGGCGGAGCGCAUCGAGGAGCUGGAACCCGAGGCCGAGGAGCGGCCGCCGGCGGAGGACCACUGGAAAGUCCUGUUUGAUCAGUGUGACCCUGGGAACACAGGCUUCAUCAGUACAGGCAAGUUCCGGAGCCUCCUGGACAGCCACAGUUCCAAGCUGGACCCACACAAGAGGGAGGUACUCCUGGCUCUCGCCGACAGCCAUGCCAACGGCCAGAUCUGCUACCAGGAUUUUGUCAACCUGAUGAGCAACAAGCGGUCCAACAGUUUUCGCCAGGCCAUCCUGCAGGGGAACCGCAGGCUCUGCAGCAAGGCCCUGCUGGAGGAGAAGGGGCUGAACCUCUCCCAGCGACUCAUCCGUCACGUGGCCUACGAGACCCUGCCCCGGGAAAUUGACCGGAAGUGGUACUACGACAGUUAUACCUGCUGCCCCCCGCCCUGGUUCAUGAUCACGGUCACACUGCUAGAGGCAAGGACAGGGGUUGCCUUUUUCCUUUAUAAUGGGGUGUCGCUGGGCCAAUUUGUACUGCAGGUAACCCACCCACGAUACCUGAAGAACUCACUGGUUUACCAUCCACAGCUCCGAGCACAGGCUUGGCGUUACCUGACAUACAUAUUCAUGCAUGCGGGGAUAGAACACCUGGGACUCAACGUGGUGCUCCAGCUCCUGGUGGGGGUACCUCUGGAGAUGGUGCAUGGAGCAACCCGAAUUGGGCUUGUCUAUGUGGCCGGUGUCGUGGCAGGGUCCUUGGCAGUGUCUGUGGCUGACAUGACUGCCCCGGUGGUGGGCUCCUCUGGAGGGGUGUAUGCGCUCGUCUCUGCCCAUCUGGCCAACAUCGUCAUGAACUGGUCAGGCAUGAAGUGUCAAUUCAAGCUGCUGCGGAUGGCUGUGGCCUUGAUCUGUAUGAGCAUGGAGUUUGGGCGGGCCGUGUGGCUGCGGUUCCACCCGUCAGCUUACCCCCCUUGCCCUCACCCGAGCUUCGUGGCGCACCUGGGUGGCGUGGCUGUGGGCAUCACCCUGGGCGUGGUGGUCCUGCGGAACUACGAGCAGAGGCUGCAGGACCAGUCGCUGUGGUGGAUUUUCGUGGCCAUGUACACCGUCUUUGUGCUGUUCGCUGUCUUCUGGAACAUCUUUGCCUACACCCUGCUGGACUUGAAGCUGCCGCCGCCCCCCUAG
Messenger RNA from Rangifer tarandus platyrhynchus (Svalbard reindeer), 1221 nucleotides. Lineage: Eukaryota; Metazoa; Chordata; Mammalia; Artiodactyla; Cervidae. The record is from the annotation of a GenBank genome assembly.